Panthera uncia (snow leopard) is the source of this 4831-nucleotide messenger RNA. RefSeq names its product sterile alpha motif domain containing 12 (gene SAMD12). Bases 245 to 709 code for a protein of 154 amino acids. The record is from RefSeq and is a predicted model, not a curated record. Gene Ontology annotation, molecular function: protein binding. The transcript has 4 exons. NCBI's taxonomy places the organism in Eukaryota, Metazoa, Chordata, Mammalia, Carnivora, Felidae. Gene Ontology annotation, cellular component: cytoplasmic side of plasma membrane. Gene Ontology annotation, biological process: cell surface receptor protein tyrosine kinase signaling pathway.
GAGCAGUUCCCCGCGGAGGAUUCGGGGUGCUCUCCCGGGUCGGAGGGAAGUGAGAGAACUACACUUCCCGGGCCGCCCUGCGCCGAGCCGAGCCGGCAGCCUCGCUUUGCGUGACCGCGGCAGGUUGGUCCUGGAGCAGAUGAGCGCAGAAUAUUUAGGCGAAAGCGCGAGGAGGGGGGAGCGCGGGGCAGGAGGAGUACCUCGGCCGAGAAAAUUAUGCAUGCGUUAGGGAAGCUCUAGGAGAAUGGCUGUGGAAGCUCUCCACUGUGGCUUGAAUCCACGGGGUAUUGAUCAUCCUGCCCGUGCCGAAGGUAUUAAACUACAGAUUGAAGGUGAAGGUGUUGAAUCUCAAUCCAUUAAAAACAAAAAUUUUCAGAAGGUGCUUGACCAAAAAGGAACCCCCAAGCGACUGCCAGCAGAAGCUGAGACUGCUAAGUCGGCUACAGUGAAGCUGUCAAAACCAGUGGCUCUGUGGACUCAGCAGGAUGUCUGCAAGUGGUUGAAGAAACAUUGUCCGAAUCAGUAUCAGAUCUACAGGCGAGCCCUGCUGAGACUCACUGACAAAAAGCUUGAGCGAAUGGGGAUUGCCCAGGAAAACCUCCGGCAGCACAUCUUACAACAGGUGCUCCAGCUGAAGGUGCGAGAAGAAGUCAGAAACCUACAGUUACUCACACAAGGUACCCCGCUGCUGCCUCGUGGGUGGAUAUAAGGGGAAGAUGGGAAGAAAGAAACCAUUCCCAUCAUGACAAAGGGGAGCCAGAGAGAAACUAUUGUUUUUUUGCAGAAUUGCUUUUAUUUAAAAAAAAAAAAAAAAAAAAAAGGAUAUAGAUGUAAAGGCCACUUCCCUCCUUUUCAUAGGGAAACUUCUCUUUUUCAUAGGUCACUGGGGGAAGGAUGCACAAACAAAUAAUGAGCAAAUGGAAAUAUCUCGUGACCUAGUUUCAAGGACAUCACAUAUAGCUGUAUGGGAUGUGCCCUGCACAACCUAGAGAUACAGAUACAGUUGCACCCCCUAGAGUUGUACAGUGCAGCCCAAGCUCUCUUAGUCUGACUACCAGUUCUGAGGGGGCCUUGGAAUUUGCGUGAUUCCAUAGUUCAUACGAUCAUGAUACAAGUAGGAUUUUUGUUAUGUUUCAUGUUACUUUGCUUUUCACUAACUAAUGGGAGGAAAACAUUUUAAAGGUAUGUGUCUGUGUAUAUAUACACGUAUGAACACAUACACUCUUUAGAGAUUUUUGAGAAUGCUAUUUGGCAUCCUGAAAAUAGAAUCACUUAAAAAAUUUUUAAUGUUUAUUUAUUUUUGAGAGACAGAGAGAGAGAGACAGAGCAUGAGCAGGGGAGGGGCAGAGAGAGAGGGAGACACAGAAUCCAAAGCAAGCUCCAGGCUCUAAGCUGUCAGCCCGGAGCCCAACGUGGGGCUCGAACUCACGAACUAUAAGAUCACGACGUGAGCCGAAGUCAGACACUUAACUGACUAAGCCACCCAGGCGCCCCGGUAGAAUCGCUUUUUAAAAAUAGACUGUAGAGAAUUUAAGCCUGGGAUAUUAUGACCAUGUAAUUCUAAAUAAGGAUCAUUAAUAAAUUCAAUAUAUUGGGAACACUGGAGAGGACUCAAGUGACAGAAUAAAGCUAGAAUUUGAAGAAAAGUUUUAAGUUAAUGCUGUAUGUAAUUUGCGUGUCUACAUAAGAUUUGGUUGCUAUCAAUGUCCACUGGCUAUAACCCUUUAUUUAUUUUAAUGUCCAUUAUACAUCGUUGUGAAAGGAUGAUAAAAUAUGUGUUUUUGAGAGCCUGGGGUAUUUUUCAAUCUGUAGAAUAUUGUAAUUGCAUGCAUACUGAUAUUGGAGAAAUCUGGGUCAGCCAACUUUCGUGUUAUUGCAUUUAGAUUAUAACCCAGUAAUAGACCAUUUGCCUAGAGAAAGCGAUGUACUGCCUGAAGAUGACCGCUCUUCAAGGAUGAAUACAGACUUUGAGUGAUACGAAAACAGUGUGUUUAUUUGAUACGCAUUAUUCGCAUUUGUCUCCAGAGGUAUCCAGUGGUAAAUUUAUAGGUACAAGUACACUGAGUGAUUUAAAUCUGAAUCUGACAUCCUGAUAUACUUUUUGGUUUCUUUGAAGAAGUAAAUAGAGAUUCAGAGAUUUAUUACAAGAAAGUCCAUCCCCAGUGCUAUUUAUAAAACUGAAAAAUUAUGAACAGCCUAGAGCUUCAGCAAUAUGGAAAGAAACAAGUCUGCUGAAACUCAUGAGAUAAAAUACAAUGCAGUCAUUAGAAUGAAAUCUUCACAAAAUAUUUGACAACAUGGGGAAGUGCUCAAGAAGUAGUAGGAAGUGGCGGGGGGGGGAAGACCAUGUAAAAAUUUCGUAUUUACAAUAUGAACCAAAUUUCUUAGAAAGAACAUAUUUUUAUUGUACACAGAAAAAGGGAUGCCAGUGAAUGUGCCAGUAUUUUGAUAAUGGUUCUCUGUAGGUGGUGGGAUCGUGGGUGAUUUUGUUUAUUUUUUUUAAUAUAUUUUCCAAGUUUUCUAGUUUGAAUCUGUAUUAUGGUUAUAAUCAGAAAACACAUGCACAAUUUUAAACUUCAAUCACGUGUAUCGUUCUGCCAGGUUCUGUUCAGCGUCAGGCUUCCUCUUCUCUUUUGUUUUCCUCCUGUGAUGAUAUGUAGAAAAUGAGACCUAAACUCCUCCCAUGUGCCUUGGACUCUUUUUUUUUUCCCUCUGCUACUGUCAGCCUGCAGUGUGUUUGCUUUGCAAAAUCAUUUUCUACAGCUUUCAUUGCCCUAGAUGCAUAAUAUAUAAGAUUUUUCCUGAGAUACUACUCAAGUCUAUUAAGCUAAAUAUAUGUUUGUGUUCUGGGAAGGUAAUGCUAAGUUCAGCCUUUUCAAUUCAGUUCUUGUCACUUUCUUUAGCUUUGAAAAGCUGUGCCUUUUGCAUUCUCUCAUUCCACUCCUUUUAGGAGAGAUCACGUUCUCCAGCUCUUCGAUAUUUUGUCUGCACUCAUAUUACCUUUUUUAUUGCUUGUCCUUUACAUGUUAAUGUUCAGACUCAUUUCAUGCCAGGCAGACUUUAGAAAAUCUAUAGCCUUAGUGAAAUGAUGGUUUCUUUUUGAAAAACACAAAACAAAAAAAAUUGACAAGUUGUUUUUAAUCACUGAUAAUAGAAGUUCUAAAGACAGCUGGGGUAGGCUUAAAAUAUUUGGGGUCUAUGUUGGCUAUAAUAAAAAUUGGAACACUAUUCCACCCAAGUUAUCUGACUGGCAUAACAUAUAUAUUGUAUGGAAAUUCACCAUAAGAAUGAUACGUGGUUCAGUAUUGAAUAUUUGAUUCUUUAUCUCUGCAAAUAUUAAUCAGUAAGAAAUAAUAUGCUGGAUAAGUACAAACAAAGAUUAUAGAAUGCUACAUAACUUUUAGAAAUCCCUGAACAUGUUUCUAAAGGAAACAGUGGAUAAUUAAGCCUACUUUUCCAACUUUUUGAUGGCUGUUUUAAAACUGGCUUAAGCUAUUGAUUCUAUACACACAGUUGGUCAGGAGCCAUGUAACCGUUUUAGGACUAAGACGGUCUCAAAAGGACUAUGAGGGCUCUAGCUGGUUACUGUGGGUCAUCUGAACACAGGGAAUAUGAAGUUUCUACCCUCCUUCUUUCUUACUCUCCUCCUUCUGGAUGCUGACCCAAAGACAAAUACAAACAAACUCUAAGGUAUUUUUUAAACGUGUGUGGGAUUCAUAGUAAAUAUAUCAGUUAAUAGACACCAUCAUUGAAUCGUGACAAAAAUUUUUAAAACCGCUUAUCACCUAAAGCCAGAACUGUUCUUCAGCUGAAAUACUGGCCUCUGAUUUUCCUUCUUUUAUCCACAGUGGCCCUAUAACUACCUGACAUUUGCAAGAAACAUAAUCAAUGUUUGGCCCUGCUUUAAAUGUUGUUCCCUUGGGUCCCAUUUAGGCGGUUUCUUCCUCCAUACAGCCUUUUAGUCUUCUGUGUCCUGUCCAUGGAGUGGCCAGGAUGUCAGUCUGGUGGGCUUAUGACUUUGUUCAUUCCUGCAGAAAACUCACUCAUGUCAGGGCACCUCCAGUUAUCUCUUGGGAAAUGCAGUACUGGGCUGGAAACAUCAUUAUUCUCUUCUUGAUUCAUGAGAGACAGGAGAAACGUUCCUUAUGUAAUAGCAACAGUUCAUGGUAUCAGAUUAAUUCAUAACCAAGCAUAUGAGGGGCAUCCUUAGCUUUUUAAUAAUGGACAGUGUUUGUGGGAAGAAAAACACCCCAGGGAUACUGAAAGCUGACUUUCUCAUAUGGCUAAUGAGUUUCAAAUUUUACUGUAUACAAAUCACUGUGCUAAUUGUCACGUCAACUCCUGACAGUACUGUUGUUAGCCCCGACUUACAUAUGGGGAAAUGGAGGAUGAAGAAUUUACAUGACAGACAAAGUCAGACAGCUAGUAAAAAAGCACUAUACAGGUCUAUCUGAGUCAACAGCAAACUUUUAUGCAUUACAUUUCAGUACCUCUCAUCUGUCAAAUGGCGAUAAGAACUCCUAUUUCAUGGUGGUGCUAUGAUGAGUCCUGAAAUUUUAUGUGGAAACCAUAUAGCGUAGUUCAUGACAUAUUCUAUGAAAAUGGGUUGGCAGACAUUGUUUUUUCUUCCUGAAAAGGGCCACCUGUAAACAUUUUAGUCUUUAAGGGCUAUACAGUAUCGAUUACAACUACUACAUCAUGUGAAAACAACCACAGAUAAUCUUAAAUGAAUUGAGCAUAGCAGUAUACCAAUAAAACUUUAUUAUUACAGACAUAGUUGGUGGGCCAUAGAUUGUGGGUUCCUGCUCUUCAGGGUUAAAAAUGUAAACUU